Molecule: messenger RNA, 2682 nt
Organism: Melospiza georgiana
Lineage: Eukaryota; Metazoa; Chordata; Aves; Passeriformes; Passerellidae
Gene: STRIP2
Product: striatin interacting protein 2
Exons: 21
Coding region: 1-2499 (832 amino acids)
Biological process (GO): cytoskeleton organization
Cellular component (GO): cytosol
Source: RefSeq, a predicted model, not a curated record
AUGGAGGCGGCGGGAGGCGGCGGAGCCCCGGGCCCGGGCAGGGCCCGCCCGGGACAGCCCCAGACACAACCCCAGCCACAGCCACAGGCACAGCCCAAGGGCCGCGAGCUCUUCAGGAGCCAGCGCAAGGAGUCCGAGGGCUCCGUGGAUUGUCCCAACCUGGAAUUCGAGUACGGGGAUGCCGACGGCCACGGCGCUGAGCUGGCAGAGCUGUACAGCUACACCGAGGAGCCCGAGCUGAGCCACAACAGGAGAUGCUUCGAGGAGGAUUUCCAUACUCAAGUGCCGGACAGGAGGUGGCUGGAGCUGGACAGGGCUCAGCAGAAGGCCUAUGUCAUGCACCUGCUGGAUGGGCUGGAGGUGGUCAACAGGGACAAGAGGCUCCGAGUGGCACGGGCCAUCCUGUACCUGGCACAGGGUGUCUUUGGGGACUGUGACAAUGAAGGUGAUGUCCUGCACUGGUCUCGGCACAACAGCUUCCUCCUGUACCAGCUGGGAACCUUCUCUGCCUUCCUGGAGCUCCUCAACAUGGAGAUUGAGAACAGCCAGGCCUGCAGCAGCGCCCUGCGGAAGCCGGCGAUCUCCCUGGCCGACAGCACGGAGCUCAGGGUCCUGCUCAGCGUCAUGUACCUGAUGGUGGAGAACAUCCGCGUGGAGCAGGAGACGGAUCCCCCCGAGUGGAAAACCUGCCGGGAGACCUUCAGGAUGGAGCUGAGUUUCCCUGUGCACACUGAGGAGCCCUUUGCUCUGCUGCUCUUCACGAUGGUCACCAAGUUCUGCAGCGGCCACGCUCCACACUUCCCCAUGAAGAAGGUCCUGCUCCUGCUCUGGAAGGUGCUACUGUUCACGCUGGGCGGGUUCGAGGCGCUGCUGGCCAUGAAGGUGCGGCGGCGGGAGGAGCUGGGGCUGCCGCCGCUGCCCGAGGACAGCAUCCAGGUGGUGCGGGGGAUGCGGGCGGCCUCCCCGCCCACCUGCGCCAUCGAGCUGGUGGAGCAGCAGCAGCAGCAGCAGCCGCAGCCCAAGCGGAGCCACCGCAGCCGCAGGCCCCUGAUGAAGCAGGACAGUUUGGAUAUCUACAACGAGAGAGAUCCCUUCAAGAGCGACGAGGGAGGGGUUGAUGAGGAGGAGAACGACGAUGUGGACGGGGGGAUGGAGGGGGAGCUGGAGCUGGUGGAGCGGGACGCGCUCAUCCCCGCCCUGCCGGCGCAGCGCCUGCCCAUCGAGAGGGUGUCCUUCCCCAAGGGGCUGCCCUGGGCCCCCAAAGUCAGACAGAAAGACAUCGAGCAUUUCCUGGAAGCAAGCAGGAACAAAUUCAUCGGCUUCACGCUGGGACAGGACACUGAAACCCUGAUAGGGCUCCCACGGCCGAUCCAUGAAAGUGUGAAGACCCUGAAGCAGCACAAGUACGUUUCCAUCUCGGAUGUCCAGAUCAAGAACGAGGAGGAGCUGGAGAAGUGCCCCAUGUCUCUGGGGGAAGAGGAAGUGCAAGAAACCCCUUGUGAGGUGUUGUAUCGAGCAAUGUUGUACAAUCUCCCCCAGUACAUGAUCGCUUUGCUGAAGAUCCUCCUGGCUGCUGCACCCACCUCCAAGGCCAAGACUGACUCCAUCAACAUCCUGGCAGAUGUGCUGCCUGAAGAGAUGCCCAUCACGGUCCUGCAGAGCAUGAAGCUGGGCAUCGACGUGAACAGGCACAAGGAGAUCAUCGUGAAGAGCAUCUCGGCACUGCUGCUGCUGCUCCUCAAGCACUUCAAGCUGAACCACAUCUACCAGUUUGAGUACGUGUCCCAACACCUGGUGUUUGCCAACUGCAUCCCGCUGAUCCUGAAAUUCUUCAACCAGAACAUCAUGUCUUACAUCGCUGCCAAAAACAGCAUCUCUGUCCUGGAUUAUCCCCACUGCACGGUCUGUGACUUGCCUGAGCUCACAGCAGAAAGUCUGGAAGCUGGAGACAACAAUCAGUUCUGCUGGAGGAAUUUGUUCUCCUGCAUUAACUUGCUGAGGAUCCUCAACAAGCUGACCAAGUGGAAACACUCGAGGACAAUGAUGCUGGUGGUGUUUAAAUCAGCCCCGAUCCUGAAGCGGGCCCUGAAGGUGAAGCAGGCCAUGAUGCAGCUCUACGUGCUCAAGCUGCUGAAGAUCCAGACCAAGUACCUGGGGCGCCAGUGGAGGAAGAGCAACAUGAAGACCAUGUCUGCCAUCUACCAGAAGGUGCGGCACCGCAUGAACGACGACUGGGCCUACGGCAACGACAUCGACGCCAGGCCGUGGGAUUUCCAGGCCGAGGAGUGCACGCUGAGGGCCAACAUCGAAGCCUUCAACAGCCGCAGGUACGACAAGGCGCAGGACUCGGAGUUCGCCCCGGUGGACAACUGCCUGCAGAGCGUGCUGGGCCAGCGCCUGGAGCUGCCCGAGGACUUCCAGUACUCGUACGAGCUGUGGCUGGAGCGGGAGGUGUUCUCGCAGCCCAUCCGCUGGGAAGAGCUGCUGCACUGCCAGUGACGGCCCCGGCCCCGCCCGGCCCGCUCCUGCUGCCGCCCGCGGGGCUGGGGCGGACCCGGGGGUUUUAGCACGGCUGGGGCAAAGAUGGAACCUUCCCAAAGAGACCUGAGUGGUCUCUGUGCGCCCUGCAGACGCCUCUUUUUGGAGGUCAUCCUGUGACUCCCUGGAGACCACAGACAGAGC